Messenger RNA from Penicillium atrosanguineum, 2613 nucleotides. RefSeq names its product chloride channel protein. Bases 1 to 2613 code for a protein of 870 amino acids. Gene Ontology annotation, cellular component: early endosome; membrane; Golgi apparatus. Lineage: Eukaryota; Fungi; Ascomycota; Eurotiomycetes; Eurotiales; Aspergillaceae. The record is from RefSeq and is a predicted model, not a curated record. Gene Ontology annotation, molecular function: voltage-gated chloride channel activity. Gene Ontology annotation, biological process: chloride transport; transmembrane transport. The transcript has 6 exons.
AUGACAAUGACUGGUCAGGGCUUGGGUGGCGAUCGCGACCCCAGUGCCGCGACGCCAGAUCAGCCGGAACAUGAUCGAUUUGACCCUCGGCCGCACGAGGCAGGUCGGAACGCGGAGGGCAUUCAUGAACCAAUCACAUUUAAACGGAAACAAAGGCGACAGUCCCGCUUCAGUCUGUCGAGUCUGUUCCCAAAUCCCGCCGGUGGUUCGGAAACAGGUCACGGAUUUACAAGAUCUCAGGGUGCUCAGAAUGGAGAUGCAUCGCCUCUAGACCCUUACGGAGCCAUUGGAUGGAACGGCAACCCGGACGCUUCCAAAGAUGGCACCCCUCUAGACUGGUAUGUCGAGGGGCCAGGGCGUCGAGUAGGCUACGAUGAUUUCACGGCUAUCGACUGGAUCUACGAGUACACAAAAGAGCGGCAACGAAAGCGAUUACUCUACUCGAGCGGGCAGGGCAUUGCGGGAUAUUUCCGUCGGCUGAUCGAGGCAAGCAAUAUCUGGUUUGUUUUGGUUGCGACGGGUAUCGCAGUCGGCAUCAUUGCCGCGACUAUCGACAUCGCGACAGACUGGUUGGGAGAUUUGAAAACUGGUUACUGCAAAAAUGGCAGCGGAGGCGGAAAGUUUUAUCUCAACCGCAGCUUUUGCUGCUGGGGAGUAGAUGAUUACUCGAAAUGCCUAGAUUGGACACCGUGGGGAAGUGCCCUGAGCUCAUCCUCCAAAGGAGGACAAUAUACCAUUGAAUACAUCUUCUACGUUUCCUUUUCGGUGAGAGCCCAAGGCUUGGAGAGGUCAACGAAAAUCCCUAACUCAUAUCAGGUGCUAUUUGCCGUAUGCGCUUGCCUUUUGGUACGAAAAUUUGCCAUCUAUGCGAGACAUAGCGGAAUUCCCGAAAUCAAGACAGUUCUCGGAGGAACUGUCAUCCGGCAUUUCAUGGGUCCCUGGACGCUUACUAUCAAGUCCCUUGGACUGUGUCUCGCGGUUGCAUCCGGACUGUGGCUGGGCAAAGAAGGUCCACUCGUGCAUGUUGCAUGUUGUUGUGCCAAUAUCAUGAUGAAGCCUUUCGAUAGUCUGAAUGGAAAUGAAGCCGCAGGUAUCUCAGUAGCUUUCGGUGCUCCCAUUGGAGGAGUGCUUUUUAGUCUGGAGCAACUAUCGUAUUAUUUUCCAGAUAAGACCAUGUGGCAAAGCUUUGUUUGCGCCAUGGUUGCCGCAGUCACGUUACAAGCUCUGAACCCAUUUCGCACGGGAAACAUUGUUUUAUACCAAGUCACCUAUACUCGUGGGUGGCAUCGCUUUGAGGUCAUUCCAUUCAUUAUUCUCGGUAUUGUAGGAGGUCUUUUCGGCGCGUUCCUUAUCCGGAUGAACUUACGAAUUGCCAAAUGGCGACGAUCUCGGUCUUGGUCAAGACCCGUGAUUGAAGUAGCUAUCGUGGCUCUUCUGACGGCUUUGAUCAACUUCCCCAAUCAUUUCAUGAGGGCUCAAAAUUCGGAGCUUGUUCAAUCUCUGUUCGCGGAGUGCAGCAGUGAGACAUACGAUCGAUUCGGUCUCUGCGCCACCGGAGCCAAGUCAUUUGGCGUAGUCGCUAUUUUGCUGCUGGCUGCUGUGCUAGCCUUUUUCCUUUCUGCAUUAACCUUCGGUCUUGAUAUUCCCGCCGGUAUCAUCCUUCCUUCAAUCGCCAUUGGCGCUCUGUACGGCCGAGCUUUGGGAAUACUCGUUCGGAUGUGGCAGGAAGCCUAUCCGAAGGCUAUCAUUUUCAGCAAAUGUGAGCCCGACAUUCCAUGUGUGACCCCAGGGCUAUAUGCAAUCAUCGGUGCAGCAUCUGCGCUAGGAGGCGCAACUCGGAUGACUCUUUCGAUUGUUGUCAUCAUGUUCGAGUUGACGGGUGCCUUAACCUAUGUCAUCCCGAUCAUGAUCGCCGUGAUGCUAUCAAAGUGGUGCGGUGAUAUCUUUGGGAAGCGUGGUAUCUACGAGUCAUGGAUUCAACUAAAUGAAUAUCCAUUCCUUGAUCACCGAGACGAUACCAUUCCCCCAGACGUCUCUGCUCAUCGGGUCAUGACCACUGUGGAUGAUGUUUCUGUCAUCACAGCAACUGGACAUACCAUUGGCUCCCUGCGUGCACUUCUUAAUACCACUACAUACCGUGGCUUCCCCGUCAUCUCAGAGAUUUCGACCCCCGUUCUCCUGGGCUACAUCACACGCAACGAACUUUCAUUUGCUUUGAAGUAUUCAACCUCACCGACACAGCGCAACCUCACCAGUGAGACUCAAGUCUUCUUUUCCCAUCAGCCUUUUGCAGACCCUGUGGAGACCCUGGACCUCCGUCCAUGGAUGGAUCAAACCCCCAUCACACUCAACAGCAACAUUACGUUCUUGAUCGUGCUGCGCAUGUUCCAGCGGCUUGGAUUACGCUAUGUAUUGUUCGCCAACAAGGGCAUUUUGCAGGGACUACUGACCAAGAAGGAUGUUUGGUCAAUUCUGAAUGGCGUCGAGUUCCGUCGACAAGAGGCUCUCCGAGACCAUGAUUAUGAGGCUCAUCAUGUGGCUGAAGAGGUCGGUCUCCUUCACAGCGAUGAACGAAGCAGUCUCAGCAGCACUCUGAGGCGAGAAUCCCUGUGA